This is a messenger RNA of Physeter macrocephalus (sperm whale), 3348 nucleotides long. RefSeq names its product free fatty acid receptor 4 (gene FFAR4). Gene Ontology annotation, biological process: G protein-coupled receptor signaling pathway; hormone secretion; cellular response to hormone stimulus. The coding region runs from base 106 to 1392 and encodes 428 amino acids. Gene Ontology annotation, molecular function: peptide binding; G protein-coupled receptor activity; fatty acid binding. NCBI's taxonomy places the organism in Eukaryota, Metazoa, Chordata, Mammalia, Artiodactyla, Physeteridae. The record is from RefSeq and is a predicted model, not a curated record. The transcript is spliced from 4 exons. Gene Ontology annotation, cellular component: plasma membrane.
GGGGAGAUGUCGCAACCGUCUCCCUCCCUCUUUCCCCGCCUUGGCACUCAGUCACCUCCCAGAUGAGCCCGCUCGCAGACGGCUGCGGGCCGCGGGGUGCCCGGCAUGUCCCCUGAGUGCGCGCAGGCGGCGGGCAUUGGGCCCGCGCUCAGCCUAGAGCGGGCCAACCGCACCCGCUUCCCGUUCUUCUCCGAUGUCAAGGGCGACCACCGGUUGGUGCUGAGCGCCGUGGAGACUGUGGUGCUGGCACUCAUCUUCGCGGUGUCGCUGCUGGGCAACGUGUGCGCCUUGGUGCUGGUAGCGCGCCGACGGCGCCGCGGCACCACAGCCAGCCUGGUGCUCAACCUUUUCUGCGCGGACCUGCUCUUCACCAGCGCCAUCCCGCCCGUGCUGGCCGUGCGCUGGACAGAGGCCUGGCUGCUGGGCCCGGGUGCCUGCCACCUGCUCUUCUACGUGAUGACCCUGAGCGGCAGCGUCACCAUCCUGACUCUGGCGGCAGUCAGCUUGGAGCGCAUGGUGUGCAUCGUGCGCCUGCAGCGCGGCGUGCGGGGCACGGGGCGGCGGGCGCGGGCCGCGCUGCUCGUGCUUAUCUGGGGCUACUCGGCGAUCGCCGCGCUGCCCCUCUGUAUCUUCUUCCGCGUCGUCCCGCAGCGGUUCUCCGGCGCCGACGAGGAAAUUCCGAUUUGCACGCUGGUUUGGCCCAGCCUUGCCGGAGAAAUCUCCUGGGAUGUAUCAUUUGUUACUUUGAACUUCUUGGUACCAGGACUGCUUAUUGUGAUCAGUUACUCCAAAAUUUUACAGCUGUGGGAACUGCGGCUGGAAGGAAAUGGGGUAGCAUCAGUCAGUGCUAACAAGAGAGCCAAGCACACGUUCACUUGGCCCAUGAGUCAGUUGUUCGGCUGUCUGCUCACGGUCAUUGUCAGACACUUGCCAGAGCCCUGGACCACAGAAGCCACAGGGCUGCCCGGCCCCCAGGGAGCUGCAGUCUGGUGGGACUCAGAGAUCACAAAGGCGUCAAGGAGAAGGCUCACGAUGAACCUGGCUUACUCGGAGAGCCACCAGCUCCACGUGUCCCAGCAGGACGUCCGGCUCUUCCGCACCCUCUUCCUGCUCAUGAUCUCCUUCUUCAUCAUGUGGAGCCCCAUCAUCAUCACCAUUCUCCUCAUCCUGAUCCAGAACUUCAAGCAAAACCUGGUCAUCUGGCCGUCCCUCUUCUUCUGGGUGGUGGCCUUCACCUUUGCCAACUCGGCCGUCAACCCCAUUCUCUACAACAUGUCACUGUUUAGGAACGAAUGGAGGAAAUUUUUUCACUGCUUCUUCUUCUCAGAAAAGGGAGCCAUGUUUACAGACACAUCUGUCAGAAGAAAUGAUCUGUCUGUUAUUGCCAGCUAGUUAAUUUCUCUCUGUAGGUGUCCGUCACUCUCUGGCAAGCCAUGGUGUGUUUUCAAAGGGAGUUCAUUUCCAGGACGGUCGCACCAGGGUACCUGCUUUAAGAAAAUGUAACCUAUGCAAAUGUACAUUUUCAGCACCAGUAAAUUAAGGAGUGAUAAUUCAGUAUAACAAUUUUAUCCUUUAUAAAAGUAUUCGCUGUGGGUUCCUUUUCAAUAUGAACUUUUUCAGUGUGUAAUAUGAUUAAGUUUAAUAAUUUUUAUUUGCAACUGUUCAGCAAUCUCAUCUCCUACAUGUAAAGCCACGCCUUGCUGGUUUCCUGAAGUGAGUCUUGGAACAGGUCCAGGACCCAGAUUUUUCCUCUGAAGAGUCAUGGCCACUCUAGCUCCCCACCCUGGAUUUGCAAGGCUGCAGGAUCAUUCAUUUAUGUCAAGAGCGCUUGCGGAAUUUCCAAGGAACAAGGAUUUAAUUUCCAAGGAAUUAAAGGCGACUUUAUUUUUCAUUUAUAAAGGGAUGCCAUGGACCCCUUUAGGAGAAGCUUUGUCAUGAAGUCAGAGAGGAGGUCGGAUGACUCCAAACAUUUGACAGUGAGAACAGCAGUGAUUCCCUUCGUUGAUCCACCUGUCAGAUGUCUCUUAAGCACAUGCUGUGGCCGGUGUUCUUGGUGGUGGGAAUACAGCAGUGAACCAGGCAGCCAUGGCCCCUGCCCUCAUGGAGCUUACUUAUCUUCUAGAUGGGGGCAGCGAAAAACCAAACAUAAGUCAAUAGACAAUAUAGUAUUAUAAAGUGAAUUAGCAUCAGGAAGAAAAUAGGACAGUGAUGGCAAUUUAGAUGGGGUGUUGAGGGGUCUGCGAAGACUGUUCUAAGGGGUAUAUUUGAGCCAAAAGGUAAACCAUGAGAAGGAGCCAGCCAUGUGAAUCCAAGGGAAUGGGGAUUUGCAGAUGGAGCAGACGCUGGUGCUGGUGCUGGUGCAAAGAGGCUUGUGUACCUGUGGCACAGAAAGAAGAUAGGUAUAAACAAAGCAAACUACUGGCUGAGCCUCCUGUAUGCCGGGCAAUGUCCUUGAUGCCAAGACAGAGGGAUGCUCUGCUGGAGACCAUCAGUUGAGACCAGAGAGGUUACAGGGCUGGAUUACACAGGGUCUGGGAGGCUACCAUAGAGAGUUUAUUCUGUGUUCAGUGGGCAGCCCCUGGAGGUUUGUAAGUGGAUGCUGAUGUGACCUGCUAUACUGGUUGCUGUGCAGGGAAUAAACUUUGUGGAGCAGGAAUAAAGAUGGAGACCAGUUAGGUGGCUGUUGAAGUAGAGAAAGAAGAUGGGGAAGUUGGAGGUGGGUGGCAGCAGUGGGGGAUUGUGAGAAAUGAUCUUGGGACGUACUUUGGGAAGGCAGAGCAAACAUGAUUUAUUGAUGGACAGGAUGCAGAUUAGGAGGGAAAGAGAGGAUUCAGGGGUGACUCCUGACAGUGACUGGAUGGAGAGCAGGCAACAAAAAUGGGGAAGACUAGGAGAACAGGAAAUAGAAACACCAAGAGUUUCACUUGGGGCAUAAACAUGUGAAACCCCAGUGAGAUCCAAAUGGAAAGUAGGCAGUUGGGUGCAGGGAUGGGGGUGUGGGCCUGAAUAUACAAUGUUGGGAGUCAUCAGAUAGUGUUUGCAGAUUUAUGGUUUUAUGAAAUAUCCCUGGGAAGAGAGAGAGAGAAGAAACCAGAGCCAGCAAGAACCCAGGGCCACGCCAGCACUUGGAGGUUGGGCCAGUGGCUGGAACAGUAGCUCAGGGCCUGGCACAUAGGACAUGCUCAACCAAUCUUUGUCACCAAGUAAAUCAGAGCCAGUAGUUGUCUUUGCUGGUGGAGUUUCUUGAGCAGCUUGCUUUUGAAGUAAGGUUUAUUAACAAGCUUGAGGACUAGAGGACAGGGAUCUUUUGUUCAUCUUUAGUUAAUAAAUUUGGUAAAUUAAAGCUGC